This is a messenger RNA of Polyodon spathula (Mississippi paddlefish), 4383 nucleotides long. RefSeq names its product serine/threonine-protein kinase Nek7. The transcript is spliced from 12 exons. The record is from RefSeq and is a predicted model, not a curated record. Gene Ontology annotation, biological process: protein phosphorylation. Bases 625 to 1530 code for a protein of 301 amino acids. NCBI's taxonomy places the organism in Eukaryota, Metazoa, Chordata, Actinopteri, Acipenseriformes, Polyodontidae. Gene Ontology annotation, molecular function: ATP binding; protein kinase activity.
CUGCGCCCGCCCCUUUCCUCUGGGAAUGCUGGGAUGUUUACAUUACUGGCACUGAUUAGAAAUGAGGAGUUGUUGAGACACAGUCCUUAAAACAAACCAAAACUUUUCAGCUAACUGCUGAAGCCCACACGUUAACAUUUGUUUGCCCGAAUGGUAGCCUGCCACGCAGGAGCGGCCCACAAACUUAACCGCAGCCCUUGAAAGAAAAGUAAGAGAAAGAAACCCGCCAUCAUCAAGACACUGCAGUGAGAACCAAGGCACUUCCUGUCUUUCUUUUUGUCUAGACUGGGUUGCCUUGUUCACUGUCAUGGACUUGUAACCAAGAGAAAUUGACCAACACGGGUACUGCAGUUGAUUGCAGAAAAGAAACUUGACAAUUCCACCGCCCCCCACCCCCCCCCCGGCUCCAUUUAGCUGUCAGUAAAUUCAUGCUUGUCCUGCUGGGGCGACCCUGGUGAAAGCAAACCACACAGCUAUUGCAGGCAGUCAUUUGUCAACCUGUCUACUACAAAUCCAUACUGCUAUAACAAAGAUCCAGGAUAGGUCAAAAGACAGUGGUUACCCAGGAUUUGGUAUACCAGGAACAAAGUGGCCAGAGGUGAAAGGGACUCCAUUCCUGCCACCAUGGAUGAACAACCGAAAGGCCAGCAGGCUGCAGUUCCUCAGUUUCAGCCGCAGAAGCCACUGCGGCCAGAUAUGGGUCACAAUGCACUUGCAAAUUUUCAGAUUGAGAAGAAGAUUGGACAAGGACAGUUUAGUGAAGUGUACAGAGCAACAUGUUUGCUAGAUUCCAUGCCAGUAGCCCUGAAAAAAGUGCAGAUAUUCGACUUGAUGGAUGCCAAAGCUCGUGCAGAUUGCAUCAAAGAAAUAGAUCUCCUAAAGCAACUGAACCACUCAAAUGUAAUUAAAUAUUAUGCAUCAUUCAUUGAAGAGAAUGAGCUAAAUAUAGUCCUGGAGCUUGCAGAUGCUGGCGACCUUUCACGAAUGAUAAAGCAUUUUAAGAAACACAUGAGGUUGAUACCAGAGAGGACAGUCUGGAAAUAUUUCGUUCAGCUGUGCAGUGCCUUGGAACACAUGCAUUCUCGACGUGUCAUGCACCGAGAUAUUAAACCAGCUAAUGUGUUCAUUACAGCCACCGGGGUAGUAAAAUUAGGAGACCUGGGACUUGGCCGAUUCUUCAGCUCAAAAACUACAGCAGCACAUUCUUUAGUGGGUACCCCUUAUUACAUGUCUCCAGAGAGGAUACAUGAAAAUGGAUAUAACUUCAAAUCUGACAUCUGGUCACUAGGCUGCUUGCUCUAUGAGAUGGCUGCCUUACAAAGCCCAUUUUAUGGAGAUAAGAUGAAUCUCUACUCUCUGUGUAAGAAGAUUGAGCAGUGUGACUACCCUCCUCUUCCAUCCGAUCACUAUUCAGAAGAGCUGAGAAAGCUAGUAGAUCUGUGCAUCAACCCUGAUCCGGAGAAAAGGCCCGAUAUUGCUUAUGUGUACGAUGUAGCAAAGAGGAUGCAGGCUUUUACCUCAGGGAGCUAAGAAACAGGGCAGAAGAUUUCCCAGUGUUUUCUGCAGUCACCCACUCCCAAAGACAGUGCUACAGAUGUCAUUGGGACACAUUGAGUACUUCAACUAUUUUAUUUCUGGCUUCCGUUAAGCACAAGUGUUUACUAAUGAAGCCCAAGAAGGGUGUGGUACUGGGUGUUACUCUCAAGGUUUAGUGGCAGUAAAAAUGGAAUGACACAAUUCUUAAUGUACUUGCUUGGUUUGUGUUCUGUUAUUGACAUCACAAGUUUAAACUGCUUAUUUCAUAUAAAGAAUUUGAAUUCCAUUAGAGUUAGGGAAAAGCUUUAAGUGUCUAUUUUAUUGUUUUUUGUAUUUUUUUAUGCUUUAGUUUUAAAUGUUAGUAGUUUUGACACAUGCCAAUAUAAUCCAUUUUUAUUACAGAAAGCAACAUACAUUACUGUGGCUGUUGUGUAGUUGUACACUGUGUCUGCUUUUAAAUGGGUAAUUCAGUAAAAUGAAACUGGAGAUGUGUGCUUCCAAUUUGAAGUCGCUUAAAAAUCUGGUACUCUUGGCAGUGUUGCUGGCAGAAAAUGGAUUUUGAAAGUAGAAAUGGUGCCUGCUUUACCCUAAUUGCAAAAGUAUUAAUUCAGAAAAUGACAAAGUUUACACAAGGUAUAAGCUCCAUAGGUUUCAUCAAAUACCCAAUUUGGCUCUAAGUGAGAUUCAUAUUAAGUAUAAUUUCCUGUUUAGCAACCCGUCCUGUCAAACGAGUGCAGUAAUUAUUUUAAAAAGUGGCACUCUUGCUGUGUAAGGAAGCAUUAUUUACAUAAAUUGUCCAUGUCAAAACAAUGUUUGGACUAUGUUUCCCGUACAGAUGAACGUGUUUCUCUAUGGACCUAUUGGUCCAGUUACUGCUCACUGUAAUGUACAACUCCUACGUUUUACUAUAUAUAUUUCUCACCCAAUACGAUGUGCCUUAUUAAUUGCAGAGCUUCUGUAUUCCAUUACUUCUACUCUUGUUUCUUUGUUGUUCAAACUGUGCACACCUUUCUGUAGUGAAGCUUAUUGCAUAUUCUCUGCUCAUGAAGAAUCUCCUGAUGAACUUGAUAUCCCAUAAUUUCAGAUUAAACCACCCAUGCUUUAUAUUACAAUCUGGUUGGUAAUACAGUAUGGAGCAAGUAUAGGUUAUAUUUAAUGAAUUGUGGCUCAAGCCAUUGCACUGUUACGAGCAGGCUGGCUUUACAAUGUUUUGCUUUAUAUAGUGAAGUAAAAAUAAAUAAGUCUACCUUUUUUGUAGAACUGCAUGGUAGAAGACACAACAGAACUCGUCACAUAGUCUUAGCAUUCAUUUUGUAACCCAUAAGCCUCUACAUUUUAAAUUAGAACAUUAUCUGAAAUGUGUUUUGACGUUUCAAGGUGUAAAACAGGACAGGUGCAAAGAAACACCUGAACUGUUGUACAGUGAGGAAUGUUAAAAAAUAUUUAAUUCAAAAUCAGAUUAGCAUCUCCAGUACAAUAACCUGUUACAUAAUUAGCAGAUGCUUUAAGUUUUUAACAAAGAUGCCCUAGAAAUUUAUAGUAUAAACAGUGUUAAAUAUAAAAUACAUUUGAAAUGUAGAUUAAUGACUGAAAUUCCAGGGAGAGAGAAUUGAAUCUUGUAAAAACAUAAAAUAUCCACACUAUCUAAAAGAAAUAAAUGAAAAAAUACAAAUAUUUGAUUGGUACUUGCUUCUCGCACAUAUGUCUAUGUUUUUAGUAUCAAUUACAUGAUCUCAGUUCCCAUAUAUGCACAAUGCACUUGUGUAAUGCAACAAAUGUGACUUUUCAACUGUUACUAAAUUAUCGUAAAUAUUUUUUUUUAAUUAUUUUUGUUGUGUAUGUUUGUUUAACGUGUUAAAUAGUAUGUCCCCAUACAGAUGGAAUUACAGUGCUAAUAUAAGCCAAUGUUUUGCACAAUGUGAUUAUUUUGGCUGAUAAUUAUUUUACGUGAGUGAGCUAAUGCUGUGCUUUAUUUUAUUUUACUUUUUAAGUCCAAUUGUUAUAAAUUCAGUUGUACACAAAGUGAGUGAUUUAGUUUUGCUGAUUGACACAUGUAUGCCCAUAACAAACAAUUACAUUGUAAAAUGAAUAAUUACCUAAAAUGCACAAUCUAAUUUUCAAAAGUGGAGUUACUUCUUUAAUGUUGCUUAUCCUGUGUUCCCUUUUGCUAAAAAAAAACAAAAAAAAAAAAAAACAAACAACCUCUUGCUGUGUAAGGAAGCAUUAUUUACUAAUGAGUGUAAUGACAAGAAUGCCAAACUGAAAAUUAGUGAUUCAUCCUGUAUUUUUUUUUUCCCCAAAGCAAUACCGUUCAUAUAUUUAUAUAAGAAAGUAUAUAUUAUUCAGUGUUUUUUCUGUUUGUAAACUCAAAAGGAUUGUUUAUUUAGAAAAUCCAGGGUAACUGCAGACUGUACAGAAAUAAGAACAAAAUAUGCAAUUGAAUCUUGUUAAAGCAAGAAAAGUACUUUGAUUGGUUGACAGUAGAAAGGGCAAUCUAAAUUAUACCCAUUUUGAAAUGAUCUUUUUCUCAUUUCAUGGUUGUAUUUUCCAAUUAUACCAUCAAAAGCAUUCAAUUAAAGGUUCAUAUUAAACAUUAAUGCCAAUCCUAUUGAGUAUCUAUAUGCGUAAAGCACUUGGCAGUAAUUUGUUUAUAAAUUUUUUAAAAAAUACAUGCAUUGUGCUUCUACCACAAAACACCAUUAGCUGCAUACUGUAGGUGUUGCUGUGACUAUACCUCGUGUAUCAUGGUAUAUAAGUUGCAUUAUAAAUUAUUAUAUUAUAAUAACAAUGAUUCAUGUUAACUUGUUGCCUUGAAUAAAAAAAAAAGUAGUUUUGUUAUGCUUUCAA